This is a messenger RNA of Cyclocybe aegerita, 1404 nucleotides long. NCBI's taxonomy places the organism in Eukaryota, Fungi, Basidiomycota, Agaricomycetes, Agaricales, Hemipholiotaceae. The record is from the annotation of a GenBank genome assembly.
AUGCAAAUCCGAAGGACGCCCACUCGACCGCCGAAAGCCGGGCCUCGACACUCUACUUUCCUCUCCCUUUCUCCCUCUUGUAUAUAUCCCCGCCACUCUCGUUACCCUUCAUCUUUUUGGAUAAUGCUUGCCACCUCCCUUGCUCGUCGCUCAGCCCUGGGUGUCACCAAGAACGCCUUCCGUUCCGUGUCGGCUUGGGCUGCUGUUCCCGCUGGGCCUCCAGAUCCCAUUCUCGGUGUUACCGAGGCCUUCAAGGCUGACAAGGACCCGCGCAAGAUCAACCUCGGCGUCGGUGCCUACAGAGACAAGCAGGGAAAGCCCUACAUUUUGCCGAGCGUGAAAAAAGCUGAGGAGCUCGUUCGUACUUCCCUCCCCGACAAGGAAUACCUUCCCAUUACUGGUCUUGCCGACUUCACCAAAAACGCCGCUCUUUUGGCUUAUGGCGCGGACAGCGAGCCUCUUAAGCAGGGUGCUAUCUCCGUCACUCAAUCCAUCUCUGGGACUGGUGCUCUUCGCAUUGGAGGUGCUUUCCUGGCUCGCCAUUACCCUCACUCAAAGGCCAUUUACCUCCCCGUUCCAACAUGGGGAAACCAUAUCCCACUCUUCCAGGACUCUGGACUUGAGGUUCGCGGCUACAGGUACUAUGAUAAGGAUACAGUAGGGCUGGACUUCGAGGGCCUCAAGGCUGAUUUGAAGGCUGCUCCAGAACAAUCCAUCGUGCUCCUCCACGCCUGCGCACACAACCCGACCGGUGUCGACCCUACUCCUGCUCAAUGGGCCGAAAUCUCCGACAUCGUUAAAGAGAAGAAACUCCUCCCCUUCUUCGAUAUGGCCUACCAGGGAUUUGCUUCUGGCAACACCGCUAAGGAUGCCUUCGCUGUUCGCCACUUUGUUUCUCAAGGCCACCAGAUUGCUCUCGCCCAAUCCUUCGCAAAGAACAUGGGUCUCUACGGCGAGCGCAUUGGUGCCUUCUCUCUGACUACUGCCAGCCCUGAGGAGAAGGCGCGUGUUGACAGUCAACUGAAGAUUGUCAUUCGUCCCAUGUAUUCCAACCCACCUCUGCAUGGCGCAAGGAUUGCCAACACAAUCCUCAGCACACCUGAGCUUUACGCUCAAUGGGAGGGUGAAGUCAAGGGCAUGGCCGACCGCAUCAUAAGCAUGCGCGAGAAGCUCUACAAUGCUCUGACCCACGACCUCAAAACGCCUGGCGAAUGGGGUCACAUCAAGAGCCAAAUUGGAAUGUUCAGUUUCACUGGCCUGACAGCUCCCCAGACCAAAGUCCUCGCAGAGAAAGCGCACGUGUACAUGACUUCGAACGGACGUAUUUCGAUGGCUGGUCUCAAUAGCGGAAACAUCGAAUAUUUCGCGGAGAGCGUCGACAAGGCCGUUAGAGGCAAUCUUUAA